This is a messenger RNA of Platichthys flesus (European flounder), 2153 nucleotides long. RefSeq names its product 7-alpha-hydroxycholest-4-en-3-one 12-alpha-hydroxylase-like. Bases 42 to 1577 code for a protein of 511 amino acids. Gene Ontology annotation, molecular function: heme binding; iron ion binding; sterol 12-alpha-hydroxylase activity. The transcript has a single exon. The record is from RefSeq and is a predicted model, not a curated record. Lineage: Eukaryota; Metazoa; Chordata; Actinopteri; Pleuronectiformes; Pleuronectidae.
CUUAACUCCUAAUUACUCUGUGUCUGUUACAGGAAUCAGUCAUGGGACUGCUGCUACCUCUCCUUCUUGCUUUACUCUCCUGUUUGAUUGGAGGACUCUACCUACUUGGUGUGUUUCGACGGCACCGACCAGGUGAACCCUCUUUGGAUAAGGGGCUCAUCCCUUGGCUGGGUCAUGUCUUGGAGUUUCGCAGGAACACAUUAAAAUUCAUCGAGAGGAUGAAGCAAAAACACGGCGAUGUGUUCACAGUGCAGCUGGGAGGGUGUUAUAUCACAUUCCUUCAGGAUCCUCUGUCGUUUGGGGCUUUUGUUAAGGAGAGUCGAGAAAGACUGGACUUCAGACCGUUUGCUAAACAGCUGGUGCAGAGAGUGUUUGGAUAUGUGGCAGAGGGGGAUGACCACACCUUUCUUCAGGUCUCCAGCAACAAGCACCUCAAGGGGGACGGCCUGAAGAUAUUAACACAAGCUAUGAUGGAUAAUUUGCAGAAUCUGAUGUCUCUUGAAAUCGGCUCAGGAGCAGACCAAAGCAGCUGGAAAGAAGAUGGACUGUUUAUGUACAGCUACAAUAUCCUUUUCAGGGCCGGCUACUUAUCUCUGUAUGGCAAUGCAUCUCCCAAGUCAGAAGAAAGUGAGGAGAAAGCCAAAGAGAAAGACAGAGAAGAAUCUGAAGCCUUGUUUAAAGAGUUUCGUAAAUAUGACCAACUCUUCCCCGACCUGGCUUACGGGGUCCUCUCACCAAGGGAAAGGUUAGAAAAACAGAGGCUGAUGGAACUGUUCUGGAACACUCUGUCGGUGCAGAAGAUGAAGAUGAAGAACGAAAUCAGUGGCUGGAUCUGGGACAUGCACCAGUAUCGAGAGGAGAAUGGUAUGAAGGAAUCAAUGAUAAGCAGAUACAUGUUUGUGCUUCUUUGGGCCUCUCAGGGCAACACAGGGCCAGCUUCAUUCUGGCUGCUCCUCUUCCUCAUGAAACACCCAGAAGCCAUGAGAGCAGUGAAGGAAGAGAUUGAUAAGGUUCUGAAGGAAUCAGGGCAGGAAGUCAGACCUGGUGGCCCUUCUAUCAACCUGACCUAUGAAAUGCUGAUGAAAACACCCAUCCUGGACAGUGCUUUGGAAGAGACCCUCCGACUCUGUGUUGCACCUGUCCUCACCAGAGCUGUGCUCCAGGAUAUGACCCUCAAGAUGGCAGAUGGGCGUGAAUAUAUCAUCCGCAAAGGUGACAGAUUGGCUAUGUUUCCUUAUUGUGCUGUUCACACUGACCCAGAGAUCCACCCUGACCCACAUUCAUUCAAAUAUGACCGCUUUCUGAAUCCUGACGGAAGCAAGAAAACAGACUUUUACAAGAAUGGGCAGAAGGUGAAGUUUUACACCAUGCCCUGGGGCUCUGGGGUCUCCAUGUGUCCCGGGCGUUUCUUUGCCUCUAAUGAGAUGAAGCAGUUUGUUUUCCUGGUGUUGGCCUACUUUGAGAUUGAGCUGAAGAAUCCUGAGGAGAAGAUACCUGAAUUCGACUUCAGCCGAUGGGGCUUUGGAUCCAUGCAGCCUAACAGAGAGGUCCAGUUUCGAUACCGACCAACAUUUUAAACCCAACUAAUCAUUUUGACAUCUCUGUCAAAAUAUUUUUUUGAUCUUGAUCAAGUCUAUAAGCUUUCAUUUGAAAAUUAUGCCUCUGAUGAAUGUUGGAUUCCACAAUGAAGUUUUACUUUUAUUAUUGUACCAGUGACAAUAACAUUAAUUGUGUCAAUAAAAUGUUUUUGAAUAUUUUGUGCGAUAAAUACAUUUCCAACCUAAAUAUAAAGUCAUCUAAAUAACAGUUGACAUGACCAAUUUUGUGUUUCCUUAGCCAGGUUUACUCAUAUGUAAGAAAAUAAGCUGUUAUCUUUAGUAGCUUCUAGCAUUAUUUAGCGAGUCAUAUCUGUUGAGUGUCAGGGAACUGGUUUCAAAGGAAUGGUCAGAAGAUAAAGGUUAGGUCUUACUUGUGAAAAUCAUCUGUCCAAAAGCAGCACCUGUAGUGACUUUAACAUGUGUGCUGAUUUCUGAAAAUGAUGACAGGGCCUGUUUAUAUAAAGUGAGUGUAGUAGACAUUUUUUUUUUGUCUUUGAUAAGUGAGUAACACCUGUAAUCAUCAUGUCUCAAAAUAAAAAUAACUUUGUAAACAUC